This is a messenger RNA of Pyricularia oryzae 70-15, 1209 nucleotides long. Its product is annotated as mitochondrial 37S ribosomal protein S8. NCBI's taxonomy places the organism in Eukaryota, Fungi, Ascomycota, Sordariomycetes, Magnaporthales, Pyriculariaceae. Gene Ontology annotation, cellular component: ribosome; mitochondrion. Gene Ontology annotation, molecular function: structural constituent of ribosome. Gene Ontology annotation, biological process: translation. The transcript is spliced from 2 exons. Bases 437 to 922 code for a protein of 161 amino acids. The record is from RefSeq and is a predicted model, not a curated record.
AGCUAAUGUGGGGCCGGCUCCGGUGGAGUUCUUUGUGGCCCACCCCUGCUGCGUGUAGGCUUGGGUUGAAUGGAAAUUUUGGCAGCACGCGCAUUGGCGUCUCGAGAAUUAUCAACGAUAGGAAAAUCGACUCUUUUUUGCCUCAAGAGGGAACGCCACAGAGGCUUACACGCGAAUGCCCUCGAGGCCUACUUGCUUGAUAUAACCAAAGAUACCCCUGUCGGCUGAGUUGAACGGAGUAUUGGAUUCGAUCUUUUCCGAAUCUAUAUACCAGGCCGGCCGUAAAGCUGCGCACCCGAACCGAUUUUUAACUAGCUCAGUCGACAGAGCUGGAGUGAGCUACCGGCAACGACUGCCCGGCGGACGAGCAGCGCCAACCGAACCUCGACGGCUCCCAGACGCAACUCAUAAACAAAAAACCUCAAAAACCGCCAAAAUGGGUAUUCUCAACAUAGCACACAUGUGCUCUCACCUGCAAAACGCCUCCAAGGCGCGACUAGGUCUGACAUCGGUGGCAAACACGAAAUACAACCUUAACCUGGCCUUGGCGCUUCACCGAGCCGGUCUCAUCUCGUCCGUCACACGGGCCGGGCCACAUCCGCCUCCGCCCGAGGCCCUUCUCACCUUCGAGACGGAGCCCGUGACGACCGCAAACGUUUCGAGCCGCCGCCUGUGGCUGGGCCUCAAGUACUGGGAGAACAAGCCCGUCAUGAGCCAGCUUCAGGUCGUCAGCAAACCGAGUCGCCUGGUCCACUGCGAGCUCGAGGGGCUCGAAAAGAUCGCGAGGGGGUUCCCGAGCGGGUACAUCAAGGGGCUUUACUUGGGAGAGACGUUGUUCGUCAGCACGCGGGCCGGUGUCUUGGAGGUUAGGGAAGCGCUGGACAAGCGCCUGGGCGGUGUAGUCCUGUGCAGGGUGUCAUAACCUGGAGGAGUCGUUGGCGAUUUAAAGCAGGAUUUUUGACCUCAAGACAACGGUCAACCAAUCUGGCGCUUUACGGUUCUGGGGAUCAACUUGUUGCUGCAAGUCCCCUUGGUGUGCUGGGUGCUGGCAAAACUGGCUGGACGCCUGCACGCAUCAACUGUAUGUAACUCUUAUCUACUCCUGUACCAAUCCAUGUAUAAUGUUCAGCAUAUUUCAGACGCUCGAUGUAUAUGGGGCCUUCUAUUGUAAAGUCGACAUCCGUCUUGAAUCCCAUGUCACUGUUGCUA